Messenger RNA from Python bivittatus (Burmese python), 577 nucleotides. Lineage: Eukaryota; Metazoa; Chordata; Lepidosauria; Squamata; Pythonidae. The record is from RefSeq and is a predicted model, not a curated record.
UUCCUUCGCCUCCAUCGCCAUGAGGGCUGGCAGCGCCGACGGCAGGACCGCGCCUUGCGUCUGUCUUGGAUUGUUGUUUGCGCUGCUCGGCGGAGCCGGGACGCUGCGAGGAACUGACACCAGUGAAACUCUCCCUGAAUCUGUCCCCUCUGCUCCCGGGACACUACCCCAUUUCAUGCAAGAGCCUGAUGACGCAUAUAUCAUUAAAAGCAACCCAAUUGUGCUGCGCUGCAGAGCCAUGCCAGCAAUGCAGAUCUUCUUUAAAUGCAAUGGGGAGUGGGUUCAUCAAAAUGAGCACGUCUCUGAGGAGAGCAUGGACAAAAGCACAGGCUUGAUGAUUCGAGAAGCAUACAUCAAUGUGACAAGGCAGCAAGUGGAGGAUUUUCAUGGGCCAGAGGACUACUGGUGCCAGUGUGUGGCUUGGAGCCUCCUAGGAACUUCAAAAAGCAGGAAGGCUUCAGUUCGCAUUGCCUAUUUACGCAAAAACUUUGAGCAAGACCCCCAGGGCAAGGAAGUCCCAAUUGAAGGAAUGAUAGUGUUGCAUUGUCGGCCACCAGAGGGAGUUCCUGCAGCAGAG